Myotis davidii is the source of this 3902-nucleotide messenger RNA. It is a transcript of the gene APH1B, whose product is annotated as aph-1 homolog B, gamma secretase subunit. Gene Ontology annotation, molecular function: protein-macromolecule adaptor activity. The record is from RefSeq and is a predicted model, not a curated record. Gene Ontology annotation, biological process: Notch receptor processing; Notch signaling pathway; protein processing. Bases 38 to 811 code for a protein of 257 amino acids. Lineage: Eukaryota; Metazoa; Chordata; Mammalia; Chiroptera; Vespertilionidae. Gene Ontology annotation, cellular component: membrane; gamma-secretase complex; endoplasmic reticulum. The transcript is spliced from 6 exons.
UCGGCGUCUUUGCCUGGCUCCGCGGGCGCGGGUCGCCAUGACGGCGGCUGUGUUCUUCGGCUGCGCCUUCAUUGCCUUCGGGCCCGCGCUCGCCCUCUACAUCUUCACUAUCGCCACGGACCCGUUGCGCAUCAUCUUCCUCAUCGUCGGAGCUUUCUUCUGGUUGAUAUCGCUACUGUUUUCCUCCUUUGUCUGGUUCGUGGCAAGAGCCAUUACUGACAACAGAGAUGGACCAAUAGAGAAAUAUCUGCUGAUCUUUGGAGUGUUAGUCUCAGUCCUUAUCCAGGAAAUGUUUCGGUUUGCAUAUUAUAGACUUUUAAAAAAAGCCAAUGAUGGUUUGAAGACUAUUAAUCCAGAUGAGCCAGCACCUUCUAUGCGACUGCUGGCCUAUGUUUCUGGCCUGGGCUUUGGAAUCAUGAGUGGAGUAUUUUCCUUUGUGAACACCCUGUCUGACUCCCUGGGGCCAGGCACAGUGGGCAUUCAUGGAGACUCUCCCUACUUCUUCCUGAAUUCAGCUUUCAUGACGCAGGUGAUCAUAUUGCUGCACAUGUUCUGGGGCAUCAUAUUCUUUGAUGGCUGUGAGAAGAAAAACUGGUACCCGCUUCUUGCAGUUAUUCUGACCCACCUGCUGGUGUCAGCCCUGACCUUCCUUAAUCCGCAGUAUGAAGUAAGUCUGGUGUCAGCAUAUAUGAUCACGGUGCUCACUGGCAUCCGGGCAUUCUUCGUUGCUGGAGGCAGCCGCCGAAGCCUGAAACGAUACCUACUCUGCCAAGACAAGAACUUCCUCCUCUACAGCCAGCGCUCCAGAUAACCUCCCAGAGCCCGCACUCUCAACAGUAAGCUGCGUCUUUAGAGGAAGCAUAACUGUGCCUUUUUCUAAAAAUUCCUCUUCCUGGUGGAAUUGACUGAAAAACAAAACUGUCCAGCUGUGAUAUGGCUUUCAUGCAGCAGCUCAUCCAGCCUGCACAUGAGAGUGGCCUGGUGGGGAAACAAAGAUAACACUGGUUUCUGGGCUUCGUGCUCCCGGUGUAAUUGGUCUGGGCAUUUGGUGAUUUUCAAAAGCUUCCUCGAUGACUCUGAUGUGCAGCCAAGUUGAGAACUAUCAGUGUCCAAAUAGGAACUUGCUGAGACCACCACGAGUGAAUAAGAACCCAGAUGUUUAGCUGUCUCCUGACUCACCUAGUGCUGAAUGGCACGUCCUAGCCAGCCUUUGUCCUUUCCAGUUCUGAAGUCACAAAAGGCCAUGGACUGUUUCCUGUACUUCACUAGUACCCUGUCUUAUGAGAACAUGGCAGGCUGUGCUUCUAAAUGCAAUAAUACAUAGCACUGGAGCACUGUGAUAAUUUAGCCAAAGUGAGCUAUUGACUAACAAGCUGUAUUAGUCUGUAGUUUUUCCAUUCUAGAUUUUGCUUUCCGAGGCAUUACAUUGUUUUUCAGCAUAGAUUCAGUUUAACUAAAAACCCAAUCAUUUUCUGACUUCCUGGGAAGGUAUUCUGAAACCAGGAAUUUUCAUGCAAUUCUAUGAGUCUUUUCUGAGUGUAAGGCUUUUUCCGGGCCCGCAGCACAGCGGACUGCUUGUUGCUGGGCUGGUUGAGGUGAAUCCCAUUGUCUGCCUCUGAGCAGCGUGGCGGCUGCUGAGUGAUGUCCCUGCGCCAGGUUCGCUGGAACUGGAGGAAGUGUAGAAGGAAAACAAACCAAGAGGGUGGUGUGGACAUGAUUUGCUCCUGUGGAACUAACCAGCACUUGCCCCGAAUGGUGUAGUGGAAAAUUGGAAAUAAGUUUUCAACUGCCAAAUUUAUGCUUUUACAUAAUCUGUCUAAUCUGUAGAUCUACUAAAUGUCUGUGAGUGUUGGUAGCAGAUACAUAACUCCAUUGAUAGGAAUACCCAAGGUGUUUGUUCAGCUUCUAAACAUCGCUUUUGAUUUCCUUUUUAAAGAGAAAAUGCCAUGAGUUGUGCCUUUACUCACUUGAAAUGGUUUCCAGUUGAUGGCUUUUAGGAAGCUUAUGGUGGGAAAUGGAGAUUUCCUACACAUUAAAGUGAUAACCUCAGCGAAUCCCAUAUGUGCAGCAGACCAUCCCAAUGAAACAGGAGCAGCAGUGGCGGGGCUCACCAGUGAUAGGACGUAUGGAAGAACUGGAUAAAGUGAUGGGGAUUUUUUUUCAUGAACAUGUGCAAAAUGGAAAUGUGGCCAGUAUCUUGGGCUGCCACUCACCAUCAUUCUGGGAACCAGAACCUUACCGUUGAACUAGACCUUUUGCAAUGAAAUUCCCUCCUGUGUUUAAGUUACUAGAAUUUCUCAGUCUAGGGACUCAAGAGCAGUUGUAUUUCUAGCAAGGCUACAGUCUUGCCUGAAACAGCAAUUGCUUAGUCCCCUAAACAAUUACAGUUAUUCUCCUAAAGUGUACUUCAGUCCUAAGCCAAUGGUUCUGCUGGCAUUUGCAAUUUUCCACCUUAAUACGAGAUUUCCGUUAGGCUAGAAGAAUCAUAGGAAAAGCAAGAGAUGUAGAGACCAAACAGUGAGAUUUACUGUGCAGAGUUGAGGGGAACAAGAUUCCCACUGAAUUGAGCUUUAUUCCUAUUGGAACAUGGUAUUGUUUGAUGAACACAAUAAGAAAAAUACAUAGUUGGUUAUUGCUAUUGACUUAAAGUCUCUUAAAUGGUUAGUCUGAUAAAGUAUUUGCUGGCCCGUAAAGUGUAGAAAAAUCUGAGAAUGUUAAUAUUUUUCAUACUUGACCUCUGAGGAUGUCCUCUGUGCAUUGAUAGUUUCAUAUUAAAUAAGGAAGCUGAGAUACUGUAAAAUCUCACUUAUAAAAACUUCUCAGGUGAGAAGAAAAUUUUCUUUGAUGGUGAGACUGUUGUCUUAGUUCAGGAAGUUACUUAAUAGUCCUUGAUUACCUGUGAAUAAAGUAACUUUGUAAUCCCGAUUUCUUGUAGAAUGUGAGCAUUGUCAUAGUUAGCUUCAGCACUGUUGUUGCAGAUAGCCUUAGAGCCUUGCUUUGCCUAAUGCCACGAAAGCCCAGAGGGAGUGUACGGUCUUCCUCUGUUACUGUAUAUAUAUUGAGAUGCAAUUUUUAAAAAAUUGUUAUCUAUAAUGAGCUUUUGAAACUUGAUAGUAUUUGGAGAGAGGGAGAUGGUGUUGAUGUUGAAUGUUCUCCACACAGAGCUUCCUCAGUUUGGAGGGACAUGUAGUGGACCUUGAAAUGUGACUCGUGUUGCCACGUAAAUAAUAGAGAUUGAUUUUGUUACUCUCUAUACAUUUGUAUUUAUUUUUAAUUCAUUUAAAUUAGUCGUAGUAACUGGAGAAGUUCUGUUACCUCGAUCCUGGCCUACCUGUCUGGCAGGAUAGCCUCUUUUAGUGCAUCGUAAUGAAAACAUUGCUGAAAGGAAUAAAUGGUGAUAUCUGCAGACUGCAUAGAAAAUAGCUUUUGUUCUCAACGUUAGUAUCUCUAUUCUCAAGCACAUUUACGUGUUUGCUGAGAGUGUCAGAUUCAUUCAUAAAUGCUCGGUGUUCUUAUCCACAGAGUUGAUAGCACUCUCAAGCACUUCUUGAGAGUUCUGGUUUUUUGUUAGCUGUGUUUUUCCUGGUCCCCACCAUUCCUGACUCCAGGUAGACAGAGUACAUGUCACAACAAAACAAUUUUAAAGUGCUUUGCUUAGAGCACUUUGUUUAUUGCAAUGUUUACAUUUCUCAUUUUAUAAAAGGCUUUUUACUUCAUUCUAUUAAAUAUUAGUGUUUAGAGAGGUGGGUAUUAUCUUUAUGUACAAUAGGCAUCAUUUAAUAUGUUAUACUGUUAUAUAUACUUGCAAUAUCAGACCUUGCAGUCAGUACACAAUGCAGUACCCUCUUUCUAGACCUUUAUUUUUCAGUGAACAAUAAAAAGAUUGUUUGGCACUCUUCAUU